Messenger RNA from Condylostylus longicornis, 3181 nucleotides. RefSeq lists its product as uncharacterized. Gene Ontology annotation, biological process: synaptic transmission, cholinergic; protein localization to cell surface. The coding region runs from base 607 to 2598 and encodes 663 amino acids. The transcript has 13 exons. NCBI's taxonomy places the organism in Eukaryota, Metazoa, Arthropoda, Insecta, Diptera, Dolichopodidae. Gene Ontology annotation, cellular component: neuron projection; neuronal cell body; intracellular membrane-bounded organelle. The record is from RefSeq and is a predicted model, not a curated record.
CUUCAUUUUUUUUUUGUCAAAAUAACAAAUUUCAAUUUAUUCGCGCACUAUUCGCUCUUUUAUAACGGCAUCAUUAAGUCGAUAGUCCGUCCGCCGAUUAAUAAAUCAAUUUUUGUUGUUUUUAAUUUAUUGUACCACCAUUAAGCAAUUAAAUGAAUUUAUAUCGAAUAGCGAAUCAAAAUUGAUCAUUCAUUUUUCAUUAAUAUUUCGAUGCGCUUAAUCAUUGGUUUUUAUAUUAAAAAUCAUUAUAAUUACUUUUUCUGACAUAUUAUAUUUAAUAUAAUAAAUAAUGAUUCAACGAAUUUAAAAAAAAAAAUAAAAAUAAAUUAUAAUAAUAAAAUAAUUGGAAUAAUUUAUAAGAGUAACAAUUUUAUUUUUUAAAAUCAAAUUACCACAUAAUAAAUAGAGAAAGUUAGUAAAUAUCCAAACUUCUUCAAAAGAAAAUCAAUAAAAUUUAAAAAAAAAAAAAAAAAGUGCUCAAUAAUAUAAAAUUGAAAUUUAGUGUGAUUAUAAGUAGCUGUGCGUGAAUCAAGAAAAAAUUAAAAAAACAAAAAAUUUAAUUUUUUUAAUUAAAAUUAUAUUAAGAAAACAAAUAAAAGAAUAAAAAUGAAAACAACACAAACAUCACAGUAUAAUGAGGGCUUAGGCCCCAAAAAAACAGUGUUUGUAAUGGUAACUGUUGUUGGAUGUAUAGCAAUAUUAUGGCCAAAAGUAUUUUAUCCAAUGAUGUUUGGUUCAUCACCACCACAGCAACCAUAUAAAGAUUAUCGACCAGGUGGAGCAAGUAUUUUAAAUUUAGAAAAAAAAUCUAUUCUGUUAAGCUCAAAUAAAUUCGAUGUUUUAAUUGGAUAUUUUCCGCAAUCAGUAAAAUGUUGUGAAGUUAUCUUGGAUGAAGAGGAAUUUGUAAAUGCAUCAGCAGUUGAAAUUGGACCACAAUUAUUUCGAAAAAAUUAUAAUUUCUUUCCUGAAGAGACCUAUUUACGUCAGGAAAGGCCUCCGCAUUUAAGACCAGAAGGAAUUCAUCCAGCAAUGAGAGAAAGAGGUCGUGCUAUACCAAAUACUCAAACAGUGCCUAUUAUUGAUAGAGCAAGAAGUUCAAGAGAUGCUCCACCAAGAAUCGUUGAAGGAAGACCUGGACCAAUACCUGGCAUGAGACCACCAAUGGGUGCUGGAUCAGUUCAUCAAGCACAGCCAAAGGGUAAUAGCAUGGGUAUUAUAAUGCCUCUAUAUACAAUUGCAAUAAUUGCAUUUUUCUGUUAUACAAUCGUAAAGUUAGCAUUUAAAAAGCCAAUACAAAACGAACCAUAUGGUACGUCGUCAUCACAAUCAAAUUCAUCAUUUAGAAAAGAUGUUUAUAGUGAAAAUUCUGGAAAAUAUAAACUUGAAGGGCCUAAAAUAGGGUGGAAGGAACAAGCAGCAAGAUGCUAUCAUCAUCAAUUGUCAGAUAAUGAUAUAUAUGGUCGAAAGCAUGAAGAUAAUAAUUGUAUUAAUAAUCAUAAUUCAAAUAAUUGUGCUAAUUUAUGCUCAACUAACAAAAAUGGCAACAUUACUACUACCAAAUUCACCAAAUCCAAUACAACAACAUCAGCAACAAAUAUUAUGGCUACUAUCAACAAUACAACAAAUGAUAUAACAUCCAAUAUUACAACCACAACCAAUGCUAAUAAUAUAAUUGUGAAUGCUUCUAAUAAAACCAGUAAUGGUAUUAGUAACAAUUAUAAUAAUAUUAAUAAUAACAGUAAUAGUAAUGGUCAUAUUAAAUCGAUUGAAAGAAAAAUACCACAUACUAAAGAUCGUGAACAAUUAAUGGAAAUUGAAUGGUUAAGGAAAAAACUUGAAGAAACUGAAAAAGCUAUGGCUAAAUUAAUAGCUGAAAUGAAUAAUACACAAAUUCAGAGAAAGGAUAUAAAUAAUGAAGUCUCAAAUCAAAAUGGAAAUAUAUCAAAUGGACAUGCAACAAAACAAAAAGAUCAUGAUGAAAAUGAAUAUAAUGGUAGUAAAGUUGAAAAUUUAUCAAAAAAACAUGAUGAUUCAUCACAAAAAUUAAUUGAUAAUGAAAAAGAAUCGAAUAUUAAUGAUAAUAAAAUAGCAUCAGAUAGAAAAAAACGUGAAGGAAGUGUGGAUAAAGCAGUAACGGUUAUGGGUAUGGAAUUAACUGCAAGUUUUGAGGGUGGUCAGAAAUGGCACCGCCCUGUAACACCUGAAUUUCCUCACCAUGAACAUUCCGGUGCCAGUUCACCCACUUUUAAUGGACAAGAAGAACCUAAAUCAAUAUAUUUAGAAGGUGCAUUGCCUCAUGAAUCACAAAUUUUAGUUACUGAUGCUGAAAUCAAAACAGAAAGAGCAUCUGAUUUAGAUUGGGAUGAAGAUGAUAAUGAACCAGCUGUUGUUUUAAGCAGUAAAAUUUCAUUAUCAUUAAUAAAUGUCAGUUCAGGUGAAGAAGGCGCUGAUGAUGACGAUGAAGAAAAGAAUAUUGAAUUAGAUGAUGUACCCGAAGAUUCUCAAAAUAAAGAAGAAAGCGAUUCAGUGGAGAAUCAAGAAGAAAAGCAUCAUGAAAAUGAAGCUGAUAAUGAUAAAGAAAUUUCUGAUGAAAAUUAAAAUACGAAAUCCGCAAAGAAAAUUUUUUUUUUUAAUUAAUUAAGGAAUUUUAAAACAUAGGUUUUCACUUUACAAUAAAAAUUUAAAAAUAAAAAAAAACAACAACAACAACAAAAAUUAUAUGAACAACUUUAAAAUAACAAAAACAAAAUAUUUCAUUUGAAAAAAUAUUUUUCAAUUAAAAUUAAAAAAAAGUAAAAACAGUAAAGAAAAUAUGUUUUGAUAAUCUACUUUAGAUAUAUACCAUUAAUAAAUUUAACUUACUUUCUUAACUCUUAUUAUAAGCCAAAAAAAAAAAAAUUAAAAGCAAAAAUAUUCAUUAAAUACACUUAUGUAUAUUUACAUAUUUUUAAACAACAUACUUAUUAUAAUAUAAUUGAUUAAUUAUUAACCCAUCAUUUACUCUUAAAGGAUAAAAAAAACAAAGUCAUAUAUUAUGUAUUAUUAAAAAAAAAAAUUUCUAUUAUAAUAAUUGACUGAUUUUAAUCCCAAAAAACAUUUAAUUAAAUUACUACUAUAUAUUCAUAAUUAUUUAGAACGAAAAUAAAAAACAAAUGUUAUAAAAAAUCAAUAUUUAAAAUUU